AACUGGUGCAGACAAACAAAAAGAAAAACAAAACAAAAGUACGAAUAUAUACCGUAGAAUAAUCGAGGACAGAACAAUGGACGUGGCAGAGGAGGCCAAGCAAAUUAUGAUUCAGGCUUUGGGGAAAAUGUACAGCUCUCGCACCCAGCGCGGUGGACUUCGACUCCAUCGGAGUCUGUUGCUAACGCUUGUGAUGAAAUCUGCCAGGGACAUCUACCACUCUGUCCGUCUGCCAUGCGAAAAUGAGAGUCUGUCUGGCAGUUCGCCAGGUGUCCAAGAGAAGUCCCCACGGACAGACGAAGCAAUGGACACAACCGGCACAAAAGACUCAGAGGCGCCUACGUCAUACAGUGAACUGCCGACACAGUCUGUUGAAAGCGGUCAGAGGUCUGGACAUGAGAAUGACCCACAUUCGGGUGGUCUUGGUGAGAUCCAAUCGGACAAAGAGAAUCGCAGUCCCAGCAGACUAGACCAGAACUCUAGAAAGAGACGUGGCAAAACAACAUCAGAGCCCGACUUUCUGCCUUGCAAGAAAGCGAAAAUGGAAGCGGGAGAGGUCAGGCGUAUUCUUCAGAGCUCUACAUUACGGACUAAUUCUGGAAACAGCUGUCGAACCCUGGAAAGCCUUACAACUACAAUUACGCCAAGGACUCUCGUAACGUGUUGAAUGGGUAGACUGAAGGGAUCUGGAAAUUAAGUUUUCAGAGCGCAUGAAACGAACUUUACGCACAGUCGCGCUAUACAAUGCCAGGCUUGUGGGUUACUGAUGUGGAACAAACGCACGGGUUUGCAGUCUGUUGAGUCAGCUAAACUAACACCUUGAUAGCACGAGACCAUCCGAGAAUAAAAUAGGUCAAUUCUGGCAACAGCUGUGUUGACAAAACGGCAGGUAUGCAAUGACCGUCAACCACACGUGACUGGAAAGCCCGGAUACUCAGUUUGGAAGAGUUCGUGCGAUUAUUGACUCAUGCUGUUGUUCCUGUAAUGAUGAGUGGUGACUAAACGAUCAGAAAUCGUUAAGUUCCACAUGGGAAUGUCUCAAGCGGAGACGCUCGCCUGGCAAUAAUGGUUGCCUGAGCGAAGCAAACGGGACCCAGCGCUCUCUCCAUGAUGGGCAGAGUGGACUUUUGAUUCAUUGUUAAUUGUGAAUUAUCUGUUUGUUAUGUCUUGAUUCAGUAAUCAAAACAAAAUGAAUCUGUGAUAUCUGUGCAUAGUUGGCUUUGUUAGAGUGUGUAAACUCCAAUGUCAAAGACCAAAAUGUUCCAGUGUCAUAAACUACCUCACUUUUGUAUAAUAAAAAUUGUAUAAUAAAACAUA
This is a messenger RNA of Chanos chanos (milkfish), 1317 nucleotides long. It is a transcript of the gene ier2a, whose product is annotated as immediate early response 2a. The transcript has a single exon. Bases 77 to 667 code for a protein of 196 amino acids. The record is from RefSeq and is a predicted model, not a curated record. NCBI's taxonomy places the organism in Eukaryota, Metazoa, Chordata, Actinopteri, Gonorynchiformes, Chanidae.